Messenger RNA from Arachis ipaensis, 1408 nucleotides. Its product is annotated as endoglucanase 25. The record is from RefSeq and is a predicted model, not a curated record. Gene Ontology annotation, biological process: carbohydrate metabolic process. Lineage: Eukaryota; Viridiplantae; Streptophyta; Magnoliopsida; Fabales; Fabaceae. Gene Ontology annotation, molecular function: hydrolase activity, hydrolyzing O-glycosyl compounds.
AUGUUCGAACGGGAUUCAUGGAGUGGCCCACUAGAGAUUCAUGCGGCGGACGAUGAUAAAAUCCACAACAUGCUGCAGCAACGCGGACUUGACAAGGCCGCGCUGUUGCGGCCACUGGACGAGACUGAAAGGAGCUGGCUCCUCAGUCCCGAACACAAGAGUAAAAUGAAUAAGAAGAUGAAAAACAUGGAUCUUGGCUGCAUCAUCAUAAGUCGCAAAAUAUUUCUCUGGAUGAUUGCCACCAUUGCCAUCUCUGCCUUCACUGCCGGCUUUGCCACUCUCAUAGCCAAGACCGUCCCCCGCCACCACCAUAACAACUACACUCUCGCCCUCCACAAGGCGCUCUUGUUUUUCAAUGCUCAACGCUCUGAAAAACUCCCAAAGCAUAACAAUGUAUCGUGGAGGGGUGACUCGUGUGUUGAAGACGGAAAGGGACCCGGUGUAUCUGGCACCAUAAAGAAUCUGGUGGGUGGGUACUAAGGCGGAGAUGCCACAAAGUUGCACUUCCCUCAAUCAUUUGCCAUGACCAUGCUCUCAUGGAGCGUCAUUGAAUACAGCGCCAAAUACGAAGCUGCUGAGGAGCUUUCCCAUGUCAAGGACAUCAUCAAAUGGGGCACUGACUACCUUCUCAAGACCUUCAACAAUACAGCUGACACCAUCGACACUCUUGUUUCACAAUUAGGUUGGAUCUGCGGGGAAAAUAGUAAUAAUACUCCGAAUGAGCAACACUGUUGGAUGGGUCCGAAGGACAUCGAUUAUCCGCGAGCUGUGACGGAAUGCCAUCAAGGGUGCUCGGAUCUUGCAGCAGAGAUGGCUGCGGCCUUAGCGGCGGCCUCCAUUGUGUUCAAGGACGACAAAAGCUAUGCGGAGAAACUCGUUCAUGGGGCCAUAACAUUGUUCAAGUUUUCGAGGGAUGGGAGAGGGAGAUACAGUGCAGCUGGUUCGAAGGCUGAGAGGCUGUACAACUAGACAAGUUAUUGGGAUGAGUUUAUUUGGGGAGGGGCAUGGAUGUACUAUGCAACCGGCAACUCGUCGUACCUGAAGUUUGCCACUACACCAGGCAUUGCCAAACAUGCCGGUGCAUUUCGUGGAAGCCCCAACUAUGGUGUUCUCAGCUGGGAUAACAAGUUUCCUACUGCCCAGGUUCUUUUGAGUCAUUUGAGAUUGUUCCUGAGUCCUGGAUAUCCAUAUGCGGAAGUGUUACGUUCAUUUCACAAUCAGACCAACAUAAUUAUGUGCUCCUAGUCCUACCUACCAAUUUUUACAAGCUUUAACAGAACAAGAGGUAAAUAAUAAAAUGCAUACAUCCAUGAUCCAUCCACUACAUAAUCUUCCAAUUAAUUAGUAUUAGAGAAAAUUCCACUCUCCUCUCCUGCUAGCUAAAAUAACACUCUUCUCUCCUCUAUUU